GUCUUUUUGCAGAUUCACUUACCGACUGAAUCGAAUCUAUGGGUUACAUGUGGAAUAAAUUACUGAAUUUAUACCCAUCCAAUUCAUAUUAACCUUUGAAACUCCUCCAAGCCAGCGAGACAUGCUCGACGUCAUACCUCUGCCAUCCAGCCAAGCCUAAUCCUCGUCACGAUCAUCGCCAAUAGAUGAUCCUCUUCCCCAGACCAUUUCGGCCUCUGGCUGUUCCCAGACUCUGGCUCAGCUCUUCAAUUCGAUCCUAUCAUCCCCAAAACUAUCAUACGAUCAUGUCUUCCCCGCAACAACAGCAACAGCAACAACAACAACCGCGGAAGCAAAGACCCAGACCACCCAAGCAGGAGAGCCAUCGAGGCCCCGCAAAGAAAGAGAAACGACCACAGCUAACACACUUCCUCUGCCUCCCACUGGUCAAUUCCACGUCUCUCCCUCAACUCGAAUCGUCUCUCGCAGCAUUCAAAGCCGAAAUUCCUCGCGCAACAACCCACCAAGGCCAAGACCAAUCCGCAGAACCACAGCCCCUCAUUCCCGAUGCCGCAAUCCGCCCCGUCGGCACUCUCCACCUUACCCUCGGUGUGAUGAGUCUCCCCAGUAAGGAGCGACUCGACGAGGCGAUUGGCCUCUUACAAUCCCUCGACCUGGUAGCGCUGGUGCGCGAGGCGGAGAGGAUCGCGCGCGUGCGUGCGCAGGGAAGAGGAGCCCGAGAACCUGCGCUGGAAGCGCCGGGGUCUGAUAGAUCAGGAGAUGGGUCGAAUGAGCCGGGAAAUAGGGGAGACGAGGGUGCUCCGAGCCCGUUUACCGUCUCUCUGGAAUCGCUGCAUGCGCUGCCACGCGCACGCGCCGCUACCGUAUUGCAUGCUGCGCCGGUGGACUCGACGUCGCGACUGUAUCCGUUCUGCGAGCUGCUGCGGGAUAAGUUCCUAGAUGCUGGGUUUCUGCAGGGCGAAGUCCAGAAAGAUGAUGCACCGCAGCAGACCCAGCAGGGAGGGAAUAGCAGCGCAAAUCAUCCCUCGGAAUUGGAAUCGAGACCUUUAGGUGACGGCGUUUCCUCUAAACAACCAGCCGAGGAACCCUCUCUUCUCGAAGAAAUGCCCGCCGAAGUAACAGAAGGUGUCGCGAAGAACUCAGACCAGCCAAUAACACCCUCGCCGUCGAAAACCGCCUCUCGAAAACCCAAAUCCCGACCGCUCCUCCUGCACGCCACAGUCGUCAACACGAUCUACAUCAAGGGCCGAUCCCGAGGAGCAGGGGGCGGCAAGAGCCAGAAAAACAACCGGUAUUCGUUUGAUGCACGGGACCUCCUUGCGCGAUAUCGGGAUUACCAUCUCGACGGCCAGAGCGAGGAUGGGAACACAUCAACCCGGGGCCCCUUCGUCUGGGCUCGUGAUUUCCCUAUCGAAUCUGUUUGUAUCUGUGAGAUGGGCGCUAAGAAAUUGGAUCCGGAAGGGGACGAGAGUGGGCUGAAUGCUCGGCUGCGAGAGAAGUAUAUGGCUGUUGCAGAGAGGAAGUUGGAUUUUUGAUCUUUGGUUAGGAUCUAAUGUCUGGGUGACUUGGUGGAAGGAAAUGUCGAGGCAUACGAUCUACGUGGCUUGGAUAUACCCCGGAAUUUGCUUGUUACAUCCAGAGCCGAGCACUGUGCAUAUAGAAGUGUGUUGGUUUUACAUUUAUACCCAAAGCGCAGCCUAUCCUGCCGCGCUGGAACUGCAAUACAACAGAUAUCAUC
Messenger RNA from Aspergillus steynii IBT 23096, 1738 nucleotides. RefSeq lists its product as uncharacterized. The transcript has a single exon. Gene Ontology annotation, cellular component: nucleus. The coding region runs from base 186 to 1535 and encodes 449 amino acids. The record is from RefSeq and is a predicted model, not a curated record. Gene Ontology annotation, biological process: DNA alkylation repair; regulation of DNA-templated transcription. NCBI's taxonomy places the organism in Eukaryota, Fungi, Ascomycota, Eurotiomycetes, Eurotiales, Aspergillaceae.